This is a messenger RNA of Rhodamnia argentea, 2487 nucleotides long. RefSeq names its product transmembrane E3 ubiquitin-protein ligase FLY1-like. The transcript has 15 exons. Gene Ontology annotation, molecular function: zinc ion binding. NCBI's taxonomy places the organism in Eukaryota, Viridiplantae, Streptophyta, Magnoliopsida, Myrtales, Myrtaceae. Bases 555 to 2243 code for a protein of 562 amino acids. The record is from RefSeq and is a predicted model, not a curated record.
UUACCUUCUCCUUUGGAUUUCUCCGGCCUCCAUGGUCAGUCAGUGUGAGCUGCGACUGAAUCCGACCCAGUAAUCAUACUUUUCCUGGUCGUAUAAUUUCGAUGUUUCCCACUUGGAUGCCUGCGGUUUCUGGUCCAAAUCCCUUCUGGUGAAGGUCGCUGUCGCGGUGACUUCUCCUUCGGCUCCGUCGCCUCCUCCUCGUUGCUGCUGUGGUUUGUUGCAUCUGAUUAAUAUUAAAUUUGGGAGCUUUUUUUCUUGGGGGAUUAAGCCGUUGAGCUCUCGCCAUCCGCAUCCGAAACGGGUGUGACGCGUUGUCCAGAGGGAGUUGUUGUGGCUGUUGGGUUUCAUGGUUUGACUCCACUCGAAGCAACGCCCCCCCUCGCUCCCUCCUAAACUCCCCCUCAGUCCAUGGCCUUCGCAUCAUUUUCUGGCAACCCGCUCGGUGAUCGCAGCAGUCAACGAGGCCGCGAUUGGGAGCUCAAGUUCAAUUGCAGUUGACCCGCGCUUGAAAAUUCUUCUUCUUGUUCUUCUUCUUUUCUUCUUUUUUUUCUGACAUGGUCGCCGCGAGGAGGAAGCUGCGGUUGUUGCGCUCCGAGGCGAUAAAGCUCGGACUAUGGCUGGGAAUUUUGUUCUAUCGCCCGGUGGCGGCUCUGCGGCCGUUGAGGGAGAUGAGCCGGUCUUGGGUCGACGAGGGGUUGUUUAUUAGGAAAGAUGAAAAUGAAUCGGGUCAACUUGGUGAAUGGAAUAUAAGUGGAACUUACAAAGGUACUUGGAGAUUUCUAGAUUCAACAAAUAGCUCUUCGAGGUUUCCAGAUUUCAAAAGAUCUAGUGGCAACUCUAUGGUUGAAUUAGUUAGUACCCACACAAAAAUAGCUGGUGUACAUUAUAUUCAGGGAGUCAUUGUCUUUCAGGAUGUUUUUGACAAGGAGCGGACUGUUGGCGGUGCUCGAAUCAGGAUAGAAGGUGUAUAUAUAUGGCCAUUUAGACAGCUUCGAAUGGUAGCUAAUAGUGGAAAAGAGGGUGAGUUUAGCCAAGAUGAUGAUUACAUAUUAUCAAAUCCUUAUCAUUUGCUUGGAGUCUUCUCAUCCCAGGUUUUUCAAGAAUCUCCACGAAAAAAGAUAUGGAGAAGGAAGAAUUCACCAAUCUAUGAUGUGGAGAAACAUUGUAACAUCGAGUUUGCAGCUCAAAUCUCACAUAUUUCUUCCAAAAAAGAUGAUGGUGAACAUGAUCAUUAUCAAAUGGAAGGUCUAAUGGAGAGUCCUUCAGUGGAUGAUGAUGGGGACUGUUUUGCACCCUUACUACUGAAUGCUACUUCUGUAAACAUUGAGGUUUAUUAUAACAAAGCAGUGAAUUACACCUUGAUGGUCACAUUUGUGUCUUUCCUCCAAGUUCUCCUCCUAAUUCGACAAAUGGAACAUAGCAAUACUCAAUCAGGAGCUGCCAAGGUCUCGAUAUUAAUGAUUGGGCAACAAGCUAUUAUGGAUGCUUAUCUCUGCCUCUUACAUCUUACGGCAGGGAUACUUGUAGAGUCCUUGUUCAAUGCUUUUGCAACCGCGGCAUUUUUCAAAUUCGUAGUUUUCUCAAUUUUUGAGAUGAGGUAUCUUCUUGCCAUAUGGAAAGCAAGUCGACCUAUGAACAACGGAGAGGGUUGGGAAACUAUGAGGCGCGAGCUCUCGGUGUUGUAUAGUCGUUUCUAUGGGAUCCUUUUGGGAGGCAUUCUGCUCAUGUACGAGUUUCAUAAUUAUAUUCGUCCCAUACUUCUCCUUAUUUACUCGUUCUGGGUACCACAAAUAAUUACAAAUGUUCUCCGAGAUUCAAGAAAACCGUUGCAUCCUCAUUAUAUCCUAGGCAUGACUGUCACUCGUCUGGCAAUCCCAUUGUACAUUUUUGGCUGCCCAUACAACUUUAUGCGGAUUGAGCCUGACAAAAGCUGGUGCAUAUGCUUGGGUGUAUUUCUUGGACUCCAAGCAUCUAUUCUUCUUCUCCAGCAUUAUUUGGGGUCACGAUGGUUCAUUCCUCGUCAGAUUUUGCCAGAGAAAUAUAGCUACUACAGGCGGUUUGAUAAGGAUUCAAGCCACACUACAGACUGUGUCAUUUGCAUGACUUCUAUCGAUCUUAGUCAGCGGUCAAAUGAUUGCAUGGUGACUCCAUGUGACCAUUUCUUUCAUUCAGGCUGCUUGCAAAGAUGGAUGGAUAUAAAGAUGGAAUGCCCAACCUGCCGACGCCCACUACCACCAGCCUGAGGACUGUUCAGCUUGUACAUUAUGUAAUAUCAAACACAAUUGUAAGUCGUGUCGGAUGCAACUCAUUUUUUCUGUAGCCCAUAUUGAGACGGUGGUAAUAAUGUAAACGUCUCCAAACUGCAGUAGAUGCUAAAUCAGAGACAACUAUAGAGUCAAUAGCUGACACGAUUCUUUCUUCUUUUUGCCUUAUAAUGUAUAUUCACUAAGUACAGAAAUCACAAGAAGUGGAAAGUUCUCAAUAUCA